Messenger RNA from Drosophila obscura, 1617 nucleotides. RefSeq names its product septin-2. Gene Ontology annotation, cellular component: septin ring; septin complex; cell division site. Gene Ontology annotation, molecular function: molecular adaptor activity; GTP binding; GTPase activity. NCBI's taxonomy places the organism in Eukaryota, Metazoa, Arthropoda, Insecta, Diptera, Drosophilidae. The record is from RefSeq and is a predicted model, not a curated record. Gene Ontology annotation, biological process: cytoskeleton-dependent cytokinesis. The coding region runs from base 222 to 1487 and encodes 421 amino acids. The transcript has 2 exons.
CACGCAUAUCGGCAAUGCAACUCUUCUCUCUCGACAUAACCUUUUUGGAGGGAAAAUUUUGGUGCUCUCAAAAUCCGAAUUCGAAGUAACGCAGAUGCAUAUGCUGGGAAUCCCGAUGGGUGAUUAGUCUGACGGGUUGCUGUUCGGGAAUAGUGGCCAUCUAAUCAUAUAAAAGGAUAGCGACCAGAUCGUAAGAGAAGUAGUUCCAAAAAACAAACGAAAUGGUGCAUGUAGCAACGGAAAAAGCAUCGGUGGCUGUUCCUCGACAACUUCCACUGGGGGGCCAUGUGGGCUUUGACACUCUCCCAGAUCAAUUGGUCAACAAAAGCGUGCAGAAUGGCUUCAGUUUCAACAUCAUGUGCAUUGGCGAGACGGCGCUGGGAAAGUCAACCUUGAUGGACACCCUGUUCAACACCAGCUUCGGGUCGACGCCCAGCUCCCACAAUCUGCCGAAUGUCAAGUUGAAGGCGCACACCUACGAGCUGCAGGAGAGCAACGUUCGGCUGAAGCUAACCAUUUGCGACACGAUUGGAUACGGCGACCAGGUUAACAAGGAGGACUCGUACAAGGCGCUCGUCGAAUAUGUGGACUCACAGUUCGAGUCCUACUUGCAGGAGGAGCUUAAGAUCCAGCGAUCGCUGGCCACCGCCCAUGACGGGCGCGUCCACGUCUGUCUCUACUUCAUCUGUCCGACCGGACAUGGCCUAAAGUCGAUGGAUCUGGUGUGCAUGAAGCAGCUGGACACCAGGGUCAACAUUAUACCGGUCAUUGCCAAGGCCGACACCAUAUCCAAGUCGGAGCUGGCCGGCUUCAAGGCUAGGAUUCUCGCCGAGCUGCGCGAGAACAAAGUCAACAUCUACGAAUUCCCCACCGACGACGAGACGGUGUCCGAGACGAACGACUCGAUGAACAGCCAUGUUCCCUUCGCUGUUGUCGGCAGCACAGAGUUCGUAAAGGUCGGAAGCAAGAUGGUCCGCGCCCGCCAGUAUCCCUGGGGCACGGUGCAGAUUGAGAACGAAGCUCACUGUGACUUUGUGAAGCUGCGCGAGAUGCUCAUACGCACCAACAUGGAGGAUCUGCGGGAGCUGACGCAUACGCGCCACUACGAGCUCUACCGCCAGCGGCGCCUGCAGCAGAUGGGCUUUGUGGAUGUGGAUUGCAACAACAAGCCGGUAUCUUUCCAGCAGACAUUCGAGACGAAGCGCACCAAUCACUUGGCCUGUCUGCAGGCCAAGGAGGAGGAAGUGCGUCAAAUGUUCGUGCAGCGCGUCAAGCAGAAGGAGAACGAGCUGAAGGACAGCGAGAAGGAGCUGCACACCAAAUUCGAGUGCCUCAAGAGGGAGCAUCUGGAGGAGAAGGCCAGCCUGGAGGAGGCCCGUCGCCGGCUCGAGGAGGAGUGCCAGGAGAUGCAGCGCCGCAAGCAGCAGCUCUCCAAUGGCAGCAGCCACCUGGCCACGCUGACCCUGGGCCGCGGCAAGAAGAAGUAAAGUAGUUUGCACAUUACCUGAGGGGGGAAUAAAACGAAUGUGAAACCAUCUGCAGUACCUAGGAUUAAGUGGCUCAUUUUCCAAGAAACAAUAAACAACCGACCCGCGAAACAUAUCUGCGACGCUCUCU